UUAAGUUAAUUAGUAUAUUUAGUCGUAGCGAAAUAGAGUAUUUCUACGCACGUCGUUUAAACAUUACAAUGAUUUCCGAUUCAAAACAAGAAGCUUAUACGAAUGACGAACAACUAAUUUCAAAAGUCGGUGUUAACAAUGUCGAUAUCAUCAGAGAGUGGUUAUCAAAGCAACCCCAUUUACCGAAAAUAUCAGACAAGCAAUUGGUGAUAUUUUUAAACUGCUGUCGGUGUAAUCUGGAAAAUACGAAAAAAAUGAUAGACGCAUAUUAUACCAUGAGAACUCACAAUCCUGAAAUGUUUAGCAACAGGACGAUCUCCGAACUUGAGAAAACUUUCAAUAUAUUUUAUUUUCAUAAAAUGCCGUUGCUACCAGACGGCUCUCGAGCGGGAUUUUCGCGUCUACGAGACUUCAACUCCAACGUAUUUAACACGUUAGACACAAUACGACUUGUGUUUGCAAUGUAUGAUGUAUGCAUAGAUGAAGAUCCGCUGGCGGAAGAAUGGAAAUUCGUGAUGGACAUGACCGGAUUCUCAAUAGGCCAUUUAACUAAACUCACCAAUUUGACUCUGAUGAAAAAAUGCAUGGCCUACGUGCAAAUAGCUCUUCCAAUGCGGUUAACAGCCGUCCACUUGAUAAACGCUCCACCAUUGGCUAACCAAUUGAUGAUGUUCUUAAAGCCAUUAAUGAACAAAGACUUAUAUUCGAUGAUUUCAGUUCACCCAGCGAGUGAUAUGGACAGUGUUUACAAAUCUAUACCAAAAGAAUACUUUUCCAGCGACAUGGGUGGAAAAGCUCCUUCAUUUGAAGCCCAAAAAGAAGAAUCACAGAAACGUUUUAAGUCGUACCAGAUUUUUUUUGAUAACGACGAGAAAUUCAACCGUAUAGACGAGAGCAAGUGGAUCGAUAAGAAUAAUCGAUUUAAUUCGACAAACUAUGGACUCGAAGGAUCGUUUAAAAAACUAGAAUUGGAUUAAACCGUUUUUUUUUUAUACAUAUUUGUUAUAUCGUGAUUUACGUGUAUAAUAUUAUAAAUAUAUACAAAAUCAAUCGUCGCCAAUCAUUAUGUACAUUUUAAUUUAAAUAAAUACUGCACAAUCAUAUGCUGUAAUAUAUGAAUUACUAAUUAGGUAUAUGCAGGGCCGGAGUUACCUUAACCUUUUGCGAGGCCCUGGGCAAAACUCAUUUAACCAAUAACCAUAAUAUAGUCACUUAUAUAGUAUAGGCCAUAGGUCACAUAGGUAUAACAUUAAAGGCGAAAAAUUAUCAAAAAUAUGUGUCCAAAUAAAAAAAAAAUUUUAAUUUACUUUAACAUAUUAUUAAAAACUUAAGCUCUUCUAAAAUGUUGAUUUUAAUUGCACUUAUGAUGAUUAUUGCAGGAUAUAAAAAUAGGUACAUUAGCAAAUGAAACAUGUAAAAGUACCAUAAGAACACAAAGUGCUCUAUACCCCAAACAGGGUAUGGGUUUAAAGAUCUUUAUGAAUAUUAUCUUGUUUUUAUACUAAUAAAAAAAAUAAAAAAAUACUCAUAUUAAAACUAUUACAUUCUUUGCUUCUCUCAGAAUCUAAUAUUAAUUAUUAAUUAUUAAAGAAAAAUAUAAAAAUAUAAUUUGCAUAAAUAAAAAUUGGUUUUAGAAAGUGUUUUUCGACCGGCUUAACAAACCCAGGUAAUGUCAGACUUUUAUGAUUGAUAUAUUUAUUUUAUACUUUUAUAUGAUAUGCCUUAUACAUGCGGCCAAAGGGAAAUAAUUUCCCUUUAUAGGUACAUAAUAUUAAACAUAAAACAAUUUUUUAUAUGACAUUUCAACCAUAUUUAUAAAACAAAUAGAAAGCACGGGGUGAUUAUUUUAAUAGCAAAUACUAACCUAUUAUUCGAAGCGAAAUGUUAACAUUAUAGUUUUGCGCUUAUAAAUCCAUUGCAUAUUAUGCCCUAUUUGUAUAAUUGUAUCACUGAAUUAAGUUUAUAAAUUAACGUAUAGGUACGCUAUAGAUUUUUUACGAAAACACCACUGUAUUUACUAAAUAAUCAAUGUAUAUGAAUAAAUAUGUACGAUUUAUACGAAUGACAAAAUUAAACAAUCAUAUUAAUAUUAUAAUUAUUUUUUUGACGAGUGUUGAUAAUGACGAUAAGAAUUUAUUAGAUAUUCUCAUUUAAAUGUUCACAUAGCCUCAUAGGCGCAAAUUGAGGGGGCUUAGGGGGCUAAGCCCCCAAACUUAGCUGCAGCCCCCCCCCCAAACAAAAAA
Acyrthosiphon pisum (pea aphid) is the source of this 2243-nucleotide messenger RNA. RefSeq lists its product as uncharacterized. The record is from RefSeq and is a predicted model, not a curated record. The transcript is spliced from 6 exons. Gene Ontology annotation, cellular component: membrane. Lineage: Eukaryota; Metazoa; Arthropoda; Insecta; Hemiptera; Aphididae. Gene Ontology annotation, molecular function: phosphatidylinositol bisphosphate binding. Bases 69 to 977 code for a protein of 302 amino acids.